UGUAUAUAAACACCGCAGAAAACGAUCAAAUGCAUCAGUUACUGAAUUGCCUGAAUCAGCUUAACCAACUCUCGACAUGAAGCUCUUCAUUAUUCUUACACUCGUUGCUGCUAUUGUCGCAGACGAUUACCACUAUUCGUCCCCAUCUUAUUCAUCUUAUUCGUCGCCAUCUUACUCAUCUUAUUCGUCGCCAUCUUACUCGUCUUAUUCGGCGCCGUCGUAUUCCUACGCCAAACAAGUUCUAGUUUACCCGCCUCCUUAUUACAAAACCGUCGAAUACGUUGGCUACACACCUGCUGGCAAGAAGGGCAAGAAGGCCGUUCCUGUUUAUAAAACAGUUGACAAGUACUAGGACCUAAGUACAUUUGUCGGUGUUGAAUUUUGUAUCUGCAUACAUCCUUUAAAAGUAUUUAUUUCAAAAAUAGUAUAUUAAGUUAUUUUAAUACUUAACAGCACUCAACAACACAGAAAUAUUAUGCAUUUCAUUGUGUUCAAUUAAUGCCCCACAUAUUUGUACUUUUAUGAAUACAAAAUACAAAAAAAAAACUUA
This is a messenger RNA of Daphnia carinata, 550 nucleotides long. RefSeq lists its product as uncharacterized. The record is from RefSeq and is a predicted model, not a curated record. The transcript is spliced from 3 exons. The coding region runs from base 77 to 352 and encodes 91 amino acids. Lineage: Eukaryota; Metazoa; Arthropoda; Branchiopoda; Diplostraca; Daphniidae.